Messenger RNA from Chenopodium quinoa (quinoa), 1236 nucleotides. RefSeq lists its product as uncharacterized. The record is from RefSeq and is a predicted model, not a curated record. The transcript is spliced from 2 exons. NCBI's taxonomy places the organism in Eukaryota, Viridiplantae, Streptophyta, Magnoliopsida, Caryophyllales, Amaranthaceae. The coding region runs from base 1 to 1236 and encodes 411 amino acids.
AUGAAUUCAAAUAGUUUAAACGAAAGCUCAACCGAUUCCCCUUCAUCUUCAUCUAACUCGGAUGAUGAAGGAAGGGAGCUUAGAGUUCAACAACGUAAUGAAGUGUGUCUUAUGAUACAACACGUAAUGCAUGAGUACAUUCCACCAAUUAUUCAGGCUGCCACUCAGCAACGCCGACGAAAAUCUAUUGAGCCCCGAAAGGAUAGGGGACGCGAAGAAGGUCAUGCACGGUUAUACGAUGACUAUUUCGCGGAAGUCCCAGUUUAUCCAAGUUCCUUGUUCCGGCGCCGGUUUCGAAUGCGUAAACAUGUGUUUGAGCGCCUUCUCAACGUAGUGACCCAACAUGACCCUUGGUUUCAACAAAGGCGAGAUGCGGCAGGUCGUCUUGGUUUGUCUCCACUUCAAAAGUGCACUGCGGCCGUUAGACAACUAGCUUACGGGUGUGCUUCAGACGCUUGUGAUGAGUAUGUCCGUAUAAGUGAGGCUACUUCACGAUUGGCACUCCAAAAGUUUAUAGAAGGUGUCAUCAACCUGUUCGGUGAUCAGUACCUACGCCGUCCAAACAUCGCAGAUAUGGAAAGAUUGCUACGUAUUGGGGAAGAACGUGGAUUUCCUGGCAUGAUAGGUAGCAUUGAUUGUAUGCACUGGGAGUGGAAGAACUGCCCACACGCAUGGAAGGGGCAGUAUCAAGGAAGAGAAGGAGUUGCAACUCUCAUACUGGAGGCAGUUGCGGACAGAGAUAUAUGGAUAUGGCAUUCGUUUUUUGGGAUGCCAGGUAGCUGCAACGAUAUUAAUGUGCUUCAUCGAUCCCCUGUGUUCGAAGACGUCUUAGAGGGUCGGACACCUCCUGUCAACUUCGAAGCUGCAAGAAAAGACGUUGAACGUGCAUUUGGGGUCCUUCAAGCUCGUUUUGCCAUUAUUAAAAAGCCGUCUUUGGCGUGGGAUACCGACAUACUCCACAAUAUCAUGCUCGCCUGCAUCAUAAUACAUAAUAUAAUCGUUGAAGAUGAACGAGAGACGUAUCAAAAUAACGUUAAUACCAAUGAGUUUAUGAAUGCUGGAGGGAAUGCUAAUGAGGACACUACCGAGUACCGUACUGAUCGUAUUGUGGAUAUCGGCUUAUACUUGUCUCGUAGAACAGAGAUUGAGGAUCAACAGACUCAUUUGCAGCUAAAAAACGACUUGGUCGAACAUAUAUGGAAUAAAUUUGGUAACAACGAAAACUUAGGCAACUAG